CUAAUUCCUUAACUAUGUGCAUUGCAGGAGCUCAUCUGCUACCUUGCAUCAGUAGCACCCAGUUCCGUUCCUGAAGCACAGGUGAAGUCCUUAAUGUGUGCCUUAGCUCAACAGAGUGUGGAGCCUGUGGAUAAUGUGUGCCGCCUGGCGAUAACGACUUUCGUUGAGCUGCUGUACAAUGUGCCUGACAUUCCAUACGUUCCCCACCGAGAUGAAGCACGCAAGAUCCUGCCUGCCAACCUGUGUAGCAUUAUCAACCUUCGGCACGCCAAGGAGACAUUCCCCUACUGGAGCCAGAUGCUGAUGCUUGACUCAUACCGCGAGCCCCUGCUCAAGGGCUUCCUCGUCAGUGUGGGCGGCAUGUCCGAUCAAUUCUUCAUUUUUGGCAAGGAAACUCUGCUGUCGUUCUUUGGCACUGUCAGACAGGACCGCACACUUGGAGAGUCGGUGUAUGGAUUCCUCACUGGACUGUUAAGAGACCAAGCAUUCGUGAACAGGGCACUGGCGAAGUAUCUCAAAGCCAUGGACCACCUCGCAGUUUCUGGUGCCUUCGCAGGAGCUCCACCUGAAUUUACUGAGGUGCUGCAGCGGGAGGCCUGGCUUAAAGCACACAGGUCAAAGUCUUUUCAGAAACUCGAGGCCUUGUCAAGCUUUCUUGCCACCUGGAUCCAGUUUGAAGGAAACGUCAGGAAGAAAGUUCUCGUCAAGCUCUUUCAGUUUCUGGAGCAUCGUUGGAGCAAAGUGCGCAUGGCAACUGCGCUCCGGCUGUGCGAAUCUCUCUUGCUGUACCCAGUUCUGGAAGAUGAAGAAAAGCUUGAGGAGGCUUGCAGGCUUCUCUCAGAGGCCCGCUGGGACGACACCGAUUUUGGCAUCCCCGUUAAAAGGCUGAGGAGUCUGUUUGAGAUGGACAGCGACAGCUAGUGAACAACUGCGCCCAUUACUUGGCUUCUCACAUAUUCUGUAAUGAUUGUGAGGUUUCUAUUAUUUAUUUAAUAAAUAAUACUUCGGACAUGUCA
Rhipicephalus sanguineus (brown dog tick) is the source of this 1016-nucleotide messenger RNA. Its product is annotated as tubulin-specific chaperone D-like. Gene Ontology annotation, cellular component: lateral plasma membrane. Lineage: Eukaryota; Metazoa; Arthropoda; Arachnida; Ixodida; Ixodidae. Gene Ontology annotation, biological process: adherens junction assembly; microtubule cytoskeleton organization; tubulin complex assembly. Bases 94 to 921 code for a protein of 275 amino acids. Gene Ontology annotation, molecular function: beta-tubulin binding; GTPase activator activity. The transcript is spliced from 4 exons. The record is from RefSeq and is a predicted model, not a curated record.